Messenger RNA from Toxotes jaculatrix (banded archerfish), 5029 nucleotides. Its product is annotated as tensin-2-like. The coding region runs from base 246 to 4823 and encodes 1525 amino acids. The record is from RefSeq and is a predicted model, not a curated record. NCBI's taxonomy places the organism in Eukaryota, Metazoa, Chordata, Actinopteri, Toxotidae. Gene Ontology annotation, biological process: peptidyl-tyrosine dephosphorylation. The transcript is spliced from 27 exons. Gene Ontology annotation, molecular function: protein binding; protein tyrosine phosphatase activity.
CAUCUGGGGUAGAUUUCAAGGCAGGACAAGCUGUCAGAGAGAAGGGCAGAGGUGUGAGGAGCCACCGGAGAAGAACAUGUUGGAGAAGAAGACAUUAAAAACAUAAGGAGGCCCUUCAAAAACAUGAAGCCGUGAGAGGAGGAAGAGAAGAGGGGACCUUCUGGAGUAAAGCACUUGUCUGGAAGGAGCGGAUAAGAGUUGAGGAAAUUGAAGAUACCAGGCCAAAAAGGGUGCCUGCUGGAAGAAUGGGGUGCAUUCACAGCACGAGCGCUGACAGGAUGAAGAAACAUGGACUUGGUACUGACAGCGGAGGAAUCCCCGUGAAGGCAGAGCCUGAGGUCCAUCCUGAAAUCCUCCAGCUCGCUGAGCUCACCGAAGCUGGGAGCCACACCUUCACAGAGAAGAGCUUCAAGAGGAGACGGGUGUGUGAUGUAUGCAAACAGAACAUCAACAACCCCGGGGCUUUCUGCAAGGAAUGCAAAGUCGCAGUUCACAAGACAUGUGAAGCCAAGGUGACUCCCACCUGCACCUCAACACCAGAUCUGAACGGUUCCACUAAAUCAACAUCACAGAAGAAGAGAGGCUCCUUACCAAGGAGUAAAAGUGUGGAACAAGUGAUGGAGCAUGUGAUGGAGCGCCACUACGAUUUUGACCUCACCUACAUCACAGAGAGGAUCAUCUCUGUCUUCUUCCUGCCAGACCUGGAGGAGCAGCGGUACCGCAGAAACCUACAGGAAGUGGCCUCCAUGCUAAAAUCAAAACACCAAGACAAGUUUCUGCUACUGAAUUUAUCGGAGAAGAGACAUGACAUCACCAGACUUAACCAAAAGGUUCAGGACUACGGCUGGCCUGAUCUUCACGCCCCACCUUUGGACAGGAUCUGUGCCAUCUGUAAAGCCAUGGAGACCUGGCUGACCUCUGACCCCAGCAACGUAGUGGUCCUCCACUGCAGGGGAAACAAAGGGAAGACGGGGGUCAUUGUGGCAGCCUACAUGCACUACAGCAAGAUAUCUGCUGGAGCAGACCAGGCUCUCACCACACUGGCCAUGAGGAAGUUCUGUGAAGACAAAGUCAGCUCUUCCCUACAGCCCUCACAGAACAGGUACAUCUACUACUUUGGCGGUCUGUUGUCAGGUUCCAUCAAAAUGAACAGCAGUCCUCUGUUCCUCCACCAGAUCCUCGUUCCCUCACUACCGAACUUCCAGACUGGAGGAGGUUUCUAUCCCUUCCUGAAAAUCUACCAGUCUCUACAGCUGGUCUACACCUCAGGCGUCUAUGAUCCUCAAAGCUCCAGGGCGAGGAAGUUGUGUGUGACUAUGGAGCCAGCGCUAUUAUUAAAGGGAGACAUUAUGGUGAAGUGCUACCACCGGAGGAGUCGAGCAGCAGAGAGAGAGGUGGUCUUCAGAGUCCAGUUUCACACCUGCACUGUUCAUGGAGCCCAGCUGUGGUUUGGCAAGACUGAACUGGACUUGGCCUGCACAGAUGACAGGUUCCCUCCUGACGCUACAGUCGAAUUUAUCUUCUCCAAUGGGCCAGAGAAAAUGAAAGGUCGAGAAUACCGCAAGAACGAUGCCUCUAUCAAAGUGGACUAUAACACCUCAGACCCUGUGGUCAGAUGGGAUUCUUAUGAAAACUUCAACCUGCACCACCAAGACAGCAUGGAAAAUAUCUCUCAUACGAGGGGCCCUCUGGACGGCAGUCUCUACGCACAGGUGAGGAAGCGACGUGGGCCAGGCUCGACUGCCUCAGCAGCAUCUCCCAAUGGAUGCCUCACAGGCAGCCCAACAGUGAAGCCACAAACUCCCUGCCAGCCCCAGCCGCCCACCUACAGCAGUGAUUCCAGUCGUUCCUCAGCUCCCACUGAUCAUCUGCAAGACGGGGAAGACAGAGCAAGAGAGAAGACAAGAGGGAAAGAAAAGGAUAGGGAGACGGCGAUUUUAGAUGAUGGAGACCUCUCAAGUCCAGGGGGUUUGAGGCGAGAACAUUCAUGUUGUGGUCGGGCAGGUGCAAAUUGUGGCGAUGUGGGAUGGGAGAGGGAGAGAGGGCCCUGCCUUUCUAAUGGUCACUGUCUCGGACGUUGUAACAGCAUUAAAAAUCAUCCAAAAAGCCAAACUCUGCCUGCUUUACCAUCCAAAUCUGUGUCCCCUCCUCCAAAUUCAGCUCAUAUGGAACUUUGCCAUCGCCAUAGUGCCCAUCCUUUACCAGAGUUACCGUGGGAACGUCCGCCCCCACCUCCACCUCCACCGCUGCCCUGUCUCCACAGGCCAUACUACCCUUAUUCUACCCCUGAACACGCACACCCACACAGCCACUCCCUCCCAGCCUCAAACAGACUCUGCACUGGGGAGGAGUGUCACCUCUUCCAUUAUUCCAGCCACAGCCCAUCCUCUCAUGUCUCCCAUCAGUCCCUGCCCUCUAGCCCUUACAGGGAAAUGUUCUUCGGCUCUCCAACACCGUCCUCUGGUUGCCCCUGUCGGGACUGCUCCAGCAGGCGAGAGCACCAAUCAGCCUCUGUCAGAACAUUCCACCCAUUACACCCAGAACAACUGGAAAACCCACACUGGUCCCCAGGAGCAGGGGUACAACGAGCAAGAGAGGCGCCUCCACUCUGGGAAAGUGAAAAUCCGUGGGAGGUGGUGAGGGAGGCCGAGUUCUGGCAGUGCAAAUCAGCCAUACCUUCUUUUCGGGUGUACCCCUCCUCUUUGGAUCAGGGUCCAAACCCAGAGCAGCCUAGAUUUGCCCUUGGACCUCACCAGAGCUACCAUAGCCCCCAGUCUCUGUUGGAUGUGCGGGAUGGAGCCAGCAGUGGGUACCAUACCCCUCCACCACCCCGCCACUCCUGCCCCUGCUCUCCUUAUCAGUCAUCACCAGCUGAGAGCCAUGAGAGCCGGGGUUAUGCCUCAGGAUACCACUCUGGAUCGGCCUCGCCUCUGCCCACUAGUAGCCCGUCUCCUGGGAAAGGCAGGCUGCCCGAGACGCCCUCUAGAUCCAGAGAACAACAGCAUGCUGAAGUGGAAAAGGCCAAAACGAAUGUGGAGGAUGACAUAUCCCAGGGUUCAGAGGGUAAAUCGGACUCUAAUGGCCAGUCAAGCACCCCUGGACUGGACUCUGAUCAUGACUACACACUUAUUGGUAGCAUCAGCCCCACACACACUGAAGACAGUGUUACUGCUGAUAGCCCUCCUCAAAGCCAAGAAACCUCCACACAGCUAAAAUCCAACACAAAUAGCAACAACACUAUCACACCAGUACCAUCAGAAACACAAACCCAAACUUCCAACAUAUCCAUAAACUCUACACAACCAUCAAGUGAGCAGAGUUUGAGUUCUGAUCGAAAGACGAGUGAAGCCAAGACCACAGGAAGUGUUGAAGGAUCUAACCAAUCACAUGCUUCAAGUUAUGCUGCUGUCAUUAUCACCCCAGUCCAAGUGCAACUCAAUGGUUCUGCCCUUCCCAGCGAUACCCCAUCCGACAGCAGCAGAAGUAUAACCAUGAACCCUUUUGCCUCCCCCAGUUCUAGCCCUUCUCCCACUUCCCCAAAUUCUCCUAUUGACUCCCCAGAGGUGAAGUCCUCUCCCCAGCACUCCCCAUUGGCUCCAGACACAGCAGGGUACAGACUGACUCCAGACAGGGACAGCUCAGCUGACAACAAACCUCCAUCACCUGUGCCCGACGGAUAUCACACACCCACAUUUCCAUUAGCAUCCUAUUACUACCCAUUACUAAACGUCCCCCAUGUCCCAUACACGGGAUACACUGCAGUCACCAUCCCCGCUAUCCAGCCACCGCUCCCUGAGAAGAAACGCCUUUCCUCCACCGGAGGAUCUCUGAACGGACACAACUCUCUUCUCAGAGUCUCCUCAGCUCCUUCCCCCUCGCACCACGUUACUUUCUCCCCUACUCUGGGAGAACAGAGACGAGGGUCUGCACAGUCGAGCUAUAAAGAGGAGGCAGACAUCAGGGUUAAUGCUAAGUUUGUCCAGGAUAGCUCCAAGUACUGGUACAAACCAGGCAUCUCUAGAGACCAAGCUAUAGCUGUGUUAAAGGACAAGGAGCCAGGAACGUUCCUCAUCAGAGACAGUAACUCCUUCCAAGGGGCCUACGGUCUGGCCCUCAAAGUGGCCACCCCUCCUCCCAAUGCCAACAUCACUGGCAGCAAAGGGGAUCCUCUGGAACAGCUGGUGAGACACUUCCUCAUCGAGACUGGGCCACGGGGAGUGAAGAUCAAGGGCUGUCAGAACGAAUCUUAUUUCGGAAGUUUAUCUGCUCUGGUGUACCAGCAUUCAAUUACUCCCAUCUCUCUACCCUGUGCCCUUCACAUCCCAGAAAAAGAUCUGGUGGGGGAGCUUCAGGAGAUGCAGAGUGCAACAAACACCAGCACAGCAGCUGACCUCCUCAAACAGGGAGCAGCCUGCAACGUGCUCUACCUGAACUCUGUGGAAACUGAAUCGCUGACGGGGCCGGAGGCAGUUUCCAGGGCAACCAAGUGCACGCUGACUCUGAGUCCACGUCCAGUGGCAACAGUGGUCCACUUUAAAGUGUCCUCUCAGGGGAUCACUCUAACAGACAGCAAAAGAAGGCUAUUUUUCAGGAGACACUACCCAAUCAACAGUGUCACGUUCAGCAGCCUUGACCCACAAGACCAGAGGUGGACUAAUUCUGAUAGCACAUCAAGCAAGAUGUUUGGUUUUGUGGCCAGGCGAACGGGCAGUGCCACAGAGAACGUGUGUCACCUAUUUGCAGAGAUGGACCCCGAGCAGCCAGCUGUGGCCAUCGUCAACUUUAUCAACAAAGUGAUGCUGGGACCACAGCUACGUAGAUGAGAGAGCAGAAUUAGACAACUCUGGAUUAUUGGGGAGAGAUAUUAUAAGAGAUAUAAUAUUAUAGAUAAAUAUAAUGAUUAUAGCAUAUUUUUUAAUGAAGUGUGUGUGUAACUACAUUUACACUUGCAUUUGUGCAGGUGGCAUCACUGUGCCCGGCUGUAUGACUGUUUUUAUAAGUGAAUUCUGUUCUGAUAGAUCACUGCUCC